Molecule: messenger RNA, 1328 nt
Organism: Monodelphis domestica (gray short-tailed opossum)
Lineage: Eukaryota; Metazoa; Chordata; Mammalia; Didelphimorphia; Didelphidae
Product: lipase member K-like
Molecular function (GO): hydrolase activity, acting on ester bonds
Source: RefSeq, a predicted model, not a curated record
UAUGUGAUCCAGUCCCUCUCCUCUGGCAGAAAGCUGCCUCUGAGCCAGCGGAGUGGACCCAGUGUCUGAAUCUCAGCGAGACUGAUUGGUGGUACCUGCCCCGGACACAGUUAUUCCAAAUGCUGCGGAGACUUCCAGUCAUUGCCUGUUGGAUGCUCAUUAUUGGAGUGACAAAUGGUUCGAGUUUGAAAAGCAAAAUUCCCAAGAAUCCAGAAGCUUACAUGAAUAUCAGCCAGAUGAUUUCUUACUGGAAUUACCCCAAUGAACAAUAUGACAUCGUGACCAAAGAUGGUUAUAUUCUGGACCUUUACAGGAUUCCUCAUGGGAAAGGAGGUUCAGAGGGAACAGCUCCCGGUCGUCCUGUCGUGUAUUUGCAACAUGGUUUGCUUGCAACUGCUUUUAACUGGAUUGCCAACAUGCCCCACAACAGUCUGGCCUAUAUCCUGGCAGAUGCUGGUUUUGACGUGUGGUUGGGGAACAGCCGGGGAAACACCUGGUCUCAGAAACACGUGACCUUGUCUCCAAACUCCAAAGAGUUCUGGGCUUUCAGUUUCGAUGAAAUGGCUAAGUAUGACCUCCCUGCCACCAUUGAUUUCAUUGUGAAGAAAACUGGGCAGGAGCAACUGUAUUACGUGGGCCAUUCCCAGGGUACCACCAUUGGUUUCAUAUUAUUCUCCAUCGAUCCAAAGCUGGCUCAAAGAAUCAAGAUGUUUUUUGGCUUGGCUCCAGUCGUGUUCCUGAAGGGGAGUAAAAACCCUCCCACCAAAAUCUACCCCUUCUUGGAGGCAGUAGUGAAGGCUGUGUUAUGUGAAAAAAGAAUUUUGCCACAUACCAAGUUCAAUCGAUUCCUGGGAACCAAAAUAUGCAGCCUCCAAAUUUUUCGCUGGCUAUGUGAAAAAAUAUUCCUGGACUUCAUUAGCGAUGACUAUCGCAACUUAAAUAUGAGUCGCUUGGAUGUCUUCCUUUCCAAUUUACCUGGAGGAACAUCUAUCCAGAACAUUGUCCACUGGGGACAGAUUGUCACUUCUGGGCACUUGCAAGCAUUUGAUUGGAAAAAGCCAGCCCUGAACAUGGCGCACUAUAAUCAGGUGACUCCUCCUCUGUACAACGUGACACUGAUGAGGACACCGACUGCCUUGUGGAGUGGGGGAACCGAUGUGGUGGCCGACCCUACAGAUGUGGACAGUUUGCUCUCCAUCUUACCAAACCUCGUUUACCACAAGAGGAUUCCCCACUACACUCACUUGGACUUUUGCUUUGGAGUGGACUCACAUCUGCUUAUUUUCUAUGAAAUACUUGACAUGAUAAAGAAAAACAUGGAAACUUAA